Molecule: messenger RNA, 1073 nt
Organism: Cavia porcellus (domestic guinea pig)
Lineage: Eukaryota; Metazoa; Chordata; Mammalia; Rodentia; Caviidae
Product: vomeronasal type-1 receptor 4-like
Exons: 1
Coding region: 1-945 (314 amino acids)
Biological process (GO): G protein-coupled receptor signaling pathway
Cellular component (GO): membrane
Molecular function (GO): pheromone receptor activity
Source: RefSeq, a predicted model, not a curated record
AUGGCUUUAAACCUUGUCAAGGGAAUCAUCUUCCUCUCUCCAACUGUGCUUGGCAUUCUGGGGAAUGUUACUGUGUUUGUGAAUUAUGUUCUCCUCCUUGGAGGCACCGAGAUGAAAUCUGUACAACUUAUUCUCAUUCACUUGGCUUUUACAAAUAUCAUCAUACUUUUUGCAAAAGGGAUUCCUAAGACAAUAUCAGCUUUUGGGCAGGGACUCUUCCUCCAUGACACAGGCUGCAAGAUUGUUGUUUACCUGGAGCGGGUGGCCCGGGGCCUCUCCAUCUGCACCAGCAGCCUCCUCACAGUGACACAAGCCGUCACCAUGAGUCCCACAGACUCCAUGUGGAGGAGGCUCAAGCUGAAGUCACCAAGGCACAUCCUUUCCAUAUUCAUCCGGUUUUGGAUUCUCAAUUCCUUAAUAAGCAUGAACUUACCACUUUCUAUCAUAAGCAUCAACAGUGUGAACAUAUCACAAACUACUAAAGGUGACAAGUAUUGCUAUUUUCUACCUGAAGGAUGGAUAAUAAGAUGGACAUUUCUCAUUCUGAUGGUUCUACGGGAUGCUGUGUUUCUGGUCAUCAUGGGUGGGUCCAGUGGCUACCUGGUGUUUCUUCUCCGCAGGCACCACCACCGUGUUCUCCACCUGCAGAGCUCCAAGUUCCUCUACAAAACUCCCCCUGAGAUCAGAGCUGCUCAAAGCGUUCUCUUUCUGAUGCUCUGUUUUCUUGUCUUUUAUUGGGCAGAUUGUGCUUUUUCCAUGUCGUUUAGCUCCUCUCUCAAUAUUGAUUCUGUGGUGUUAAAUAUUCAAGAAUAUGUGACCCUUGGUUAUGCCAUGCUGAGCCCAUUUGUGCUGAUUCACAGAGAUGAACAGCUGGGUACAUGUUGUCACAGUCAAGAGGACAGCAAAACACACAGGAACUGUUUUACUGAUUUUUUCUGUAACUAAAUUUGAAAUGAAUCUUAGUUCUGCAAUCCCAUGUAUAAAGCAGAAUAGAGUCAAAGUAGCUGAGGUGCAUAGGGAUUUGUGGUCAGACUAUCAGCCUGCUGACUGCAGCCCUUAGCUGACACAAUGCA